Molecule: messenger RNA, 1046 nt
Organism: Musa acuminata subsp. malaccensis (wild Malaysian banana)
Lineage: Eukaryota; Viridiplantae; Streptophyta; Magnoliopsida; Zingiberales; Musaceae
Product: glutathione S-transferase U10
Biological process (GO): glutathione metabolic process
Cellular component (GO): cytoplasm
Molecular function (GO): glutathione transferase activity
Source: RefSeq, a predicted model, not a curated record
AGAAUAACGUUAAAUAUUCCUUAGAUGUUGGCAUUCCUUGGCGUCCUCCCCAAGUCAUUUUGACCGGCCAAAACCUUCUUCUCCAAGCAUGAUCUUAUGACCAAAAGAGGAUACAUCUCUCUAUAUAUGUGCUCGGAUGGAUUCAAGAGUGGGCCGUGAAGAGAGUGAUACAGACAUGGGAGAGGCGAAACAAGUGAAGUUGUAUGGCUUCUGGCUCAGCCCUUACUGCACGCUGGUCCAUCUUGCUCUUAAGCUCAAGGGGGUGGCCUAUGAGUACGUGGAGGAAGACCUCACCAACAAGAGCGCCACGCUUCUGCAGCUGAACCCGGUGCACCAGAAGGUGCCGGUUCUUGUGGUGGACGGGAAGCCGGUGGCGGAAUCGCGUGUGAUCUUGGAGUACAUCGAUGAGACGUGGGCGGAGCCUUCCUUCCUCCCCAGUGAUCCUUACUCUAGGGCUAGGGUUCGCUUUUGGGUUGAUUUCUUCUACCAAAGGAUGGUGCCUCCUAGUUAUGCCAUUAUACGUUCCCAAGGAGAGGAACUGGAGAAGGCAACAAAGGAGUUCAUCGAGGUACUAAGAAUACUGGAGAAAGGAAUCAUGGAGGACUUCCCACGGAAGAAGGGGCCAUUUAUCCAUGGCAGCUCCCCUGGUCUCCUUGACAUAAUUGUAGGUGCAGGCAAUCCAGGAACGAAGGCCAUCGAGGAGGUGGCUGAUGUGAAGCUAUUUAACGAGGAGAUGACACCACAACUCUACUCCUAUGUUCAUGCGUUUCUGAGCCUUGACCUUGUCAAGAACACAGUGGUGCCUUACGACCAAGUGUUGGAAGCUAUCAAGGAACGCAGAAUGAUGGCUCUCUCUUCUUCUAAAGAAUAGACAACAUGGUUUAUAGGAAGAGUGAUUGCUGUUGUUCUAUCGAAUGCAAUCUGUUUCCGCAGUGUGACUGUGUAUUACCUAAAAGAAAUUGUCUAAACAUCACUUGGAGUUUCUUGUGAUGUGUCUGUACUCAGCAAAAGAUCAUCCACCAAAUAAAGUGACAAGAUUAGUCCCU